GCAAGAUGUGUCGUUCUAGAUGGUUUUUGUUGGGUUUAUUUUUGGCCAGUCAAACGCUAAAAUAUUGAUCUUUCGAGUGGAGCAGUUGAUAGUAUCAUGGCUUAGUAAUUGUUGCAAAUAGUUUUCUGUAUAUAAUGAGUGUGCUAUUGUUGAGAGAUAAUUUCUUUGUUGGUGUCAUUACUUUACAACAAGUUUGCUGUAAAAAAUCAACUUGUUUUUGAGUGAAUACAAGCAACCAAAAUAUUAGAAUGUUAUUUCACUGAUGGACUCUUACUUGCCUAUUAUUUUCUCAUCUUAUUGAAUGACUUAUCUGAUAAAUAUGGUAUUAAUGUAAUGAUGUUUGUGUUCUGGAAGUUAUUCGAUCUAAUUCUCAAUCUCUCGAGAGUGUUGUGUACUCUUGAUAAUAAAGCCUAUCAACAUCUUUAGUUUACUUCUCUAGUUUUUGGAAUGUCAGCAAACCUAUGUGUGCUUCAAUCACCUCAGAUGUUUUUGAAAAUUUAUUUUGUGCUGGGUUUCUUGAAUGGUUCUUGUGCUACGUACCUUCUCCCAAAAUUCCUUACCAGACAUAUCACAUGAUAUCAUACACGUGUGACAGAAAGUGCUAGUUUGAUCUACAUUAUGAAGUGACUAGUAAUUUCUUUGCUAAGCAUUAACUUUUCCUGGAUGCUUAUAGUGAUUUGGAGAACCCAUCAAUGCUUACAAGUUACAACAAGUUGCACCUUAUUUGGAAUGAGGGAAUUGGAGGGAAAGAAAGAGGAGGAAUUCGGAGAGAUAUUUUGGAUAGGAGGGAUUUGAAAAGAAGGGAUAAAGUCCAAUUUUAUUAUAUCCAAAUCUCUCCAAGUGGAAAGAUUCCUUGGAAAAUGACUUUUCUAUAAUUCCCUCCUGUUGUUUUCCUCCUAAACAAACAAAGGAGACUUAUCUAUUAUUCCCUUCCUUUCUUUUCCUUUCACUCCCUUCCCCUUUCCUUCCUUUCCUUUGCCUCCUAAAUUUUUAUCCAAGCUCAAUGUUUCUGUUUUGGGGUUCUGAGCUCCUGGCAGCCUCCGUAUGGGGUUAUUGUUAUGUUUCAUUGCAUGCUAUCCCAAAUGAAAAAAGGUUGUAUCACCACCAAGGAGCUCGGAACAGUGAUGAGGUCCCUUGGUCAGAACCCAACUGAGGCAGAGCUUCAAGACAUGAUAAAUGAGGUUGAUGCUGAUGGAAACGGUACCAUCGACUUCCCAGAAUUCCUCAACCUGAUGGCCAGAAAGAUGAAAGACACUGAUUCCGAGGAAGAACUUAAAGAAGCUUUCCGUGUCUUCGACAAGGAUCAAAACGGUUUCAUCUCUGCUGCUGAGCUGCGCCAUGUGAUGACAAACCUAGGUGAAAAGCUCACCGAUGAGGAAGUCGACGAGAUGAUCCGGGAAGCUGAUGUUGAUGGUGAUGGCCAAAUCAACUACGAGGAGUUCGUCAAAGUGAUGAUGGCCAAGUGAUGAAUUCCUGGUAAAUGAUGAAAAAAAGAUAAAUUUGUAAAAUGUUAGUGAAUUAUUAUGAGACCUAUAUUGUUUUUUUUUUCUUUAGUAAUUUCUGAUGCAUAGAAACCAGACAUUUUAGGUCAUGUUGUGGAUUUGUGAUUGUGGUGAUCUCUGUUUGGCAAUUUCUGUAAUGCUGUUUUUCUUGGUGACUGUUAACUUGUUCUUUCUGGUUUCUAUUGUAUCAGUAUCCCUUUGGAGAAUCAACUAAUUCUGAUAAUUGAUUCAGUUCUCGAAACACAUUAUUCUAUGCAUUUGAAUUUUGACUGUAA
Molecule: messenger RNA, 1777 nt
Organism: Amaranthus tricolor (Joseph's coat)
Lineage: Eukaryota; Viridiplantae; Streptophyta; Magnoliopsida; Caryophyllales; Amaranthaceae
Product: calmodulin
Exons: 2
Coding region: 1059-1466 (135 amino acids)
Molecular function (GO): enzyme regulator activity; calcium ion binding
Source: RefSeq, a predicted model, not a curated record